CAUCCCAGCCCAGGCUCCCCGGUGCAGACGCCGCCGCCCCCUCCCAGCCGCUUCUCGCCCCUGCCCGGGGACACAAAGGGGUCUGUGCGCCCGCCGCCCGCCCGCUCACCCGCCGCCGCUCUCUGCCCCGCAGGCCGAGCCAUGGUGGAGCCGCCGGCCGAGCCUCCCCCGCAGCCCUGCCCGGCGCCCGGGGGGGCAGCGGGGGGUGAGCCGGCCCGUCCUGGAGAGCAGUCGCCGCUGCUGCACCUGGACCUGUACAACUUCGACUGCGCGGCGGCGGAGGGCAGCCGGUACGUGCUGACCAGCCCGCGGUCCCUGGAGGCCUGCGCCCGCUGCGCCGUGCGGCCCGUGGAGCUGCUGCCGCGAGCGCUGGGGGACCUGCUGAGAGAGGCGCCCGGGCGCUCCAUGCGGGUCGCUGCCGGCCUCUACGAGGCCUACGAGCGGGAGCGCCGCCGCAAGCUGCAGCAGUGCCGGGAGGAGCGGGAGAGGAUUAUCCGGGAGGAGAAGAGGCGGAUCCUCGCGCCCCUCGGCAGCCUGCCGCCUUCACCCGCCGCCCGCGUCUCCUCCCGGGCUGCGGCCGCAGCUGCCGGUGGACCCCGGACCCAUGGCGGGGGGAAGGCUAGGGCAUCGAGGGGUGCCAAGGGCAAGAGCCACUCUCUGGACUCGCUGCAGAAGCGCCGGGAGGGUAGCUGGGGCAAGACCUCCUCCGAGUCGGGCGCCUCAUCGUCCUACAGCGGGGAGAGCCUGCGGGAGCGCGGGGGCAAGGUGGGCGGCCGGGGUCGGGGGGCAGCCGCCGUGAACGGGACCCUGCUGGGGCGCAGCUUCAGYCUGGGCGAUCUCAGCCACUCGCCACAGACUGCCCAGAGAGUCGAGAGGAUCGUCAGGGAGGUGAAGAGGAAGAAGGGUCUCUCAGAGGUGCCUGAAAGAGACAAGAAAAUCGCGGCGCUGAUGAUCGCCAAGCACCAGGAGGCCAACAUCCUGCGGGAGCAGCGGCAGGCGGCCCAUCUGCAGUGGGACAGCCAGCGGCGCCUGGCUGAGCAGCGGAAGGAGCAGGAGGAGAAGGAGAAGCAGCGGGCCCUCUUGCAUGGUCAGCGGAUGUGGGAGAGCCAGGUGGAGAAGCGGCGAGGGAGAUUGAACCAGGAGCAGGAGGAAGCCGCCCUGCUGAAGCAGAGGCAGCUCCUGGUGUGUGAGGAGAGGUGGCGGGAGCAAGCGGAGAAGCAGGAGCGACURCGGAGGGAGAGGCUGGAGAGGGCCAUCCAGGAGGAUAAGCAGAAAAAGCUCCAUCAAGAGCUCAACCUGAAGGCAAAGGAGGARGUCAAGAAGGAGCACCAGGAACGAGAGGAGCAGCUCCUGCAAGAGAAGCUGUCCAUCGCUGCGCAGAAGAGGCUGAAGAAGGAGGUGCAGCUGCAGAAGGAGAAGAGACUGUUCAACCAAGCAGAGAAGCUAAAGCACGAGGCCUUGCUCAAGGAACUGGCCAAGCAAGAGGCAGAAGAGAAGGAAAUGCUGAAGGCAUCCCUGAAGAUGAGUUUGACGAAGGCUCAGGAGAACUACGAGCAGCUUGUGGAGAAGAGGAACCAGGAGCUGAGGGAGAAGGCCAGGCGUGAGGAGAUGCAGAUCCAGAGAGCUAAACUGGCAGCAGAGAAGAAGGAAAGAGAGCAGAAGGAGCACUUGGAAGCACUGGCUAGAGAAACAGAGAGAAAGCUCCAGCAUGCUGCCCAGGUGGCUGAAGAGGCUGUACAAGAAAAAGCCCGCAGAGUGGUCAUGAGCCGUCUGGAAAAGGAAAAACUGCAGAAGAUGAACAAGCAAAAGGUGGAACAGUAUGAGGACCUAAGGCGCAGGGAAAUUCUCCUCUCUAUAGAGAGGAAGCUGGAGAGAAGUGAGCAGAUUUUCAAGGAGAAGAAGACUGUCUUAGAAAAUGCCAGGUCUGUUGCUCGAGCAUCCUUCCACGUCCGAGAAAAGGUGCGGGAGGAGACAAACAUGCGCACCUUUGACAAGAUGGCUUUCGAAGCAGAACUGCAUGCUCACCUUAGUAAGAAGUGAAAGAUCUCAUCAUGGAUGAGUGAGGAUGCAUCACUGGUUGCCCAUYGUAAUGUGACAGAAAGCUCCUUGGCUGAGCAUUUAAAAAACAAGGAAAACCAACAUCCACCCUAGUUUCUUAUUUUGGGGGAGCAGGGUACCGCACAAAAACGUGGCAGCUAUUUCACAUACUGUUUUAAAUCUUGUUUUUCAUUCUGGGUGURUAUUAAGGACUGACCUCAGUCAUCUUUACAGAGAGGAAGCAAGUUUUUGUGUCCUCCACCCCACAAGCACAUGUAUUUUCUCAGAGAGGGAUGCAAAAGUCUGCUUGAAGCCUCUGGGUUACUGGUUGAUUGUUAGUAGUCAGAGAUGGCUACUGCUGCAUUCUCCAGCUGGAAGUGCAAGCAGAGGUUACUGAUACUAGAGCCUGCUGAAGAAGAACCAAAAGCACCCAAACUGAUUCUGCCAGGAGUGAURGGCAGUUUGGUUUGAAUUACAGGACUGCAUUUUCAAAGCUGCUGCAGCACUCCCAUGCUGAAGGGAGGAAGGCUGGAGUACAGAAUGCUGUAUGCCCUGGGUGCCCCUUGCCUGCUGCUGGUACCAAGCUAGGGAAAGCACAGAUCAAGGCCCAUGUAAGUAGACAUCAUGAUGAGAGCUGGGCAGAAGCUGUCUGAAAUUGCUCACAAACACUAUUUUGUGUUUGCUGUUUGUAACUGUUGCCCCUCCCAGGUAUCCUCACCUCUCCUUCUUUCCAAGUUUCUCUUACAAACAUUUUAUAGGCUGCAUAUAGUGAGACAUUGACCCAGCUCUUAUCAUUGUCUACUGAGCAGGGCAGCAUUUCUCUGUUCACUGGUGCUAACAGCUGAAUUCUUAUACAGGGC
Malurus melanocephalus (red-backed fairy wren) is the source of this 2897-nucleotide messenger RNA. It is a transcript of the gene CCDC177, whose product is annotated as coiled-coil domain containing 177. NCBI's taxonomy places the organism in Eukaryota, Metazoa, Chordata, Aves, Passeriformes, Maluridae. Bases 142 to 2040 code for a protein of 632 amino acids. The transcript has a single exon. The record is from RefSeq and is a predicted model, not a curated record.